UCCCGUCCAGCCCCUGUCUCCUCUCAGGGAGGGGUUUUUCCGAUCUCUAUGCCCGUUUUGUCUAUUUCUGUCUGCCAGGGUAUUCAGCUGUACGGUGAGUACAGGGAGCAGCUGGGAAACUUUGCCCGACGGGAGGCGGCCCGUUUACUGACAGAGAGACAAUGGAGGAGACAGGCAGGGGACAACGCCACCGGCCGCAAAGGCCACGGCCGGCGGCACCAUCAUCACCACCCGACCAGCCUGGAGUCGCAUCACAGCCACGCCUCUUCCACCAAGAAGCCUCGCCCCUACUCCAAAUGCCAAGAUUGUUUUGCUCGUGUGCGGCGGUACAUGGUGACCAAGCUGGGGGAGGACUGGAUAUUCCUGGUUCUUCUGGGGCUGACCAUGGCUCUGGUCAGCUGGAGUAUGGACUAUGCCAGCGCCAAGAGCCUGCAAGCCUAUAAGUGGAUGCAUGGGGAGCUUAAGGGCAAUGUGCCACUCCAGUACCUCGCCUGGGUUAGCUAUCCCAUGAUCCUUGUUAUGUUCGCCUCGCUCUUUUGUCACCUGGUUUCCCCACAGGCCAUCGGUUCUGGUAUUCCUGAGCUGAAAACCAUCCUGAGAGGUGUAGUGCUGAAGGAGUAUCUGACCCUCAAAGCUUUCGUAGCUAAAGUUGUCGGGCUGACUGCUGGUCUGGGCAGUGGGAUGCCAGUGGGCAAAGAGGGUCCGUUUGUCCACAUCGCCAGUAUCUGCGCCGCAGUGCUGAGUCGAUUCAUGUCCAUCUUCUCCGGAGUCUAUGAGAACCCUUAUGGUUACACAGAUAUUCUGACUGUUGGCUGUGCCGUGGGGGUGGGAUGCUGUUUCGGCACUCCACUUGGAGGGGUGUUGUUCAGUAUUGAGGUCACGUCUACCUACUUUGCGGUGAGGAAUUACUGGCGGGGAUAUUUUGCCGCCACAUUCAGCGCCUUUAUAUUCAGGGUGCUCUCUGUUUGGAACAAGGAUGCUGUGACCAUCACAGCUCUCUUUAAAACUAACUUCCGGAUGGAUUUCCCCUUUGACCUGCAGGAGCUGCCCGCAUUCGCAAUAAUAGGGAUCUCUUGUGGCUUCCUCGGUGCGUUCUUCGUCUACCUGAACAGACAGGUGGUUCUCUUCAUGAGGAGGCCGACAGCGCUCACACGCUUCCUAACCAAACAUCGACUGAUCUAUCCAGGUGCAGUGACGCUGAUCAUCGCCACCUUAACGUUUCCUCCUGGGUUCGGACAGUUUAUGGCUGGAGAGCUGAUGCCCAGAGAGUGCAUCAACUCCCUGUUUGAUAAUUUCACCUGGACCAAAAUCUCAGGGCCGACUGCUCCGCCGGGCCUCGGUCGCUCCUCUGCAUGGCUUCAUCCUCACGUCAGCGUCUUUGUCAUCCUCCUCCUCUUCUGCGUCAUGAAGUUCUGGAUGUCAGCAGUUUCCACCACGAUGCCCAUCCCCUCGGGCGCCUUUAUGCCAGUGUUCAUAUUAGGAGCUGCUUUCGGACGCCUCGUAGGCGAGAUCAUGGCGACUCUUUUCCCGAAUGGGAUCCUGUUUGAUGGGAUCGUGUACCGCAUCCUGCCGGGAGGUUACGCCGUCAUUGGUGCAGCAGCGAUGACGGGAGCCGUCACACACACGGUCUCCACCGCAGUAAUCUGCUUCGAGCUGACGGGUCAAAUCUCCCACAUCCUGCCCAUGAUGGUGGCGGUCAUCCUAGCAAACAUGGUGGCCCAGGGUCUGCAGCCUUCUCUCUACGACUCCAUCAUCCAGGUGAAGAAGCUGCCCUACCUGCCUGAGCUGGCCCUCGGGCACAUCAGCAAGUAUAACAUCUUUGUGGAGGACAUCAUGGUGCGAAAAGUGAAUUUCCUGUCUUCUCAAUCCACCUAUCGGGAACUGAACCAUCUGCUAGAGACCACAACUCUGAAAACCAUCCCCCUGGUCGACUUUAAAGAAUCCAUGAUUCUUCUGGGCUCCAUCGAGAGGACGGAGCUUCAAGCCGUCUUCGACUGGUGGCUCUCCCCGGAGAGGAGAGUCUUUGAAAGAGGGCAGAGCUCACCAGGCCAGGGCUCUAAAGUCAGCUGGGAGUCCUUCACCUUCGUGGACGAGGAGGGUGGAGAAGAGGGUGCAGACAAGACUGCUCCAGUUCAGGAAGAAUGUAACGGUCCGAUCCCUUCCCCCAAACCUCAGGAGCCCUCCACCAACCACACAGGCUCAGACAAGCGUAAGCUGCCAUCUGUCAGGAGGACUCUUCAGAGACUCUUCUCCUCCACGUCUCUGUCAGGCCAAGCUGAAACUCAGGAGACCACGCCCCCUCCGCUGACAGACACCAUGUCCCCAGAGGAGAUCAAAGCCUGGGAAGAGGAAGAGCUGGAUAAACCAAUCGAUAUGGAGCAGAUACGGAUAGACCCCUCCCCGUUCCAGCUGGUGGAAAGGACUUCUCUGCACAAGACCCACACUCUGUUCUCUCUGCUGGGUCUCAGUCACGCCUAUGUCACCAGUAUUGGAAAGCUGGUGGGUGUUGUGGCGUUGAAAGAGUUACAGAAAGCUAUAGAGGGCUCGACUCGCAGCGGGGUGAGGCUCCGUCCACCUCUGGCCAGCUUCAGAGACGCCAGCAGGAAAACCAAGAAGCACCAACCUCCCCCAUCCACUCCUUCCUCCCCCACUCGGGACAGAGCCCUGUGGGGAGAGGGGAGCAGGAGAGACGGGGAGCUGGUGAGGAAGGAGUCGUCUUCCAGGGGAGCUCCUGGGUGUGACACUGCUCCCUCCUCCCCCAGCAGUGUGGAGAGCAGCUCUGCCACCACGAGAGGAGCUGACGGUGCUUCACAGGAGCCAGCGUCUCCUUCUACCUCCUCCCCUACAUCCCCUUCACCUCCUGCCUCCCCUGUGUCACCCACCAGCCCUGUCCUCACACUGUCCUCCCUGCAGGAGGACAGGGAGAGCGAGGAGUCAGAUGAGCCCAUAUAGACAAGAGACAAUGAUUUCACUCCUUUUUUCUCCCAAGAGACAGAGCUGCUGUGUGCGGGGAGGAGUCACCUGCACAGACAUUCAGCUCACAGCGAGCAGGACGAGCUUCUGCACACAAAGCUCCUGAAACUUUUAGUACAGGAUUUUUUUUCUACUCUUACGACAGUCUCACUUUUUCACUCAAAAUCUCAGGUGCCUUCCUGUGUCUUCUGAACUGCAGACGGACAAACGUGUUCAGUCCGACAUAUCACAAAUGUCCAUCCGUAUCUUGGAAAUGUUGAAUGUAGCUGUACAUCAUAUAUCAGUGUCUGUUAAUUUCAUUAAGUACCUUUGAUCAAACGUUAACUGACAGCAAUGAAUUGUAUGAUAAUGAAAUAAUAUAUUGAUGAAGACUUAAUUAAUUUGACCUAAUGGGUCAAAGAGAUCAUGCAUUUAAAGUUUACUGAUUGAGGUUAAUUUUAAAUUAUAACUUACAUUUAUCAGAUAUUUGCUGUAUGGUAAAUAUUCAAAUCAUUAUUACCAGUCUGUGAUUUUUAAAAAUAAUAAAUAUUAAAAUUGUCUACUAGUUCAUUUUAGAUAUCAACAUUAAAACUGGCAAUUUAUAGAUAAAACCACAUUCACAUUAAACACUAUGUGACGCACAACGCCUGUGAUUUGAGCUAAAUGCUAAAGUCACUGUAAGUCACAGUAAAUUACACUUUUGCAUGUUAGCAGAAUGAUGGGAAUGUGAAUUUUGAUUUAAAUGGAGCCAGUCCAGUGAUGCACCUGACACAGAUUUAUGGCAAAAAAUAAAUAAAUCUGGCUAAAAUCUGGCAAGUCAGCGUAGUGGCCAAUUAAAUACAUGCAAGCCCACAUUGCUGAUUGAUUACUUUGAAUUGUUGCCAUGGUAUUUUCAAGAAAAUGAG
This is a messenger RNA of Centropristis striata (black sea bass), 3857 nucleotides long. RefSeq names its product chloride channel, voltage-sensitive 1b (gene clcn1b). Gene Ontology annotation, biological process: chloride transport; transmembrane transport. Gene Ontology annotation, cellular component: membrane. Lineage: Eukaryota; Metazoa; Chordata; Actinopteri; Perciformes; Serranidae. The record is from RefSeq and is a predicted model, not a curated record. The transcript is spliced from 23 exons. Gene Ontology annotation, molecular function: voltage-gated chloride channel activity. The coding region runs from base 49 to 2952 and encodes 967 amino acids.